AUGUCCGAGGAAACUUUCCACGUAACUGGCGAGGACGUCCGCAAGAUAGAGUCGAAGGAGUCGAAAUUCCAUGGUGGCCAGACACCCAAGGAUUCGGACACAUCUGCACUGAAGCAACUCCUCUCCGAACAGGAAUCCAAGCAGGAACAAAUCGAUCGCGUCAAGGCGAAUCUCCCUCUCCCAGAUCAGCCCGUUGGCGGAGCAAGCGCAGAUCUCCAAUCAGCAGACCAACGCACUGUGAAUGUUGGCAGUGGGGGCGUGAACGUAAAAUUGGGCACGGGCUCAGCAUCUGGUUUGAGAGAACCGGCAACAGCCGACAGCAGCGUCAGAACAGAUGGGGAGGAGUACAAGAAGGCAACCGAGCCGCCUCGUCCAUAA
Molecule: messenger RNA, 378 nt
Organism: Fonsecaea multimorphosa CBS 102226
Lineage: Eukaryota; Fungi; Ascomycota; Eurotiomycetes; Chaetothyriales; Herpotrichiellaceae
Exons: 2
Coding region: 1-378 (125 amino acids)
Source: RefSeq, a predicted model, not a curated record